AAGCUCUACUAUUUUUAACGUGAUAUCAUCCUUUUUCUUUUUUUUUUUUGCUCUUUUUAUUUUUUUUUAUCUAUAACCAAAACCAUAAAUUUUAAGCAGCUGAAGAAUUGUAUGCCAUGCAGGUUGCAUUUCCAAAAUUAGAGGAGUUGCAAUUAUCUUGGAUUAAUGUUGAAAGCAUAUGGCAUACUUCGAUAGCAUCUUCUUAUAUUGAGAAAUUGAAGAAGUUGAUCAUUAAGAACUGUGAUAAUUUGGAAUAUCUAUUCACAUCUUCUAUGGCUAGAGAUCUGGUGAUGCUUGGACACCUUGAAAUAGAGGGAUGCAGGAAGAUGGGAAAGGUUAUUUUUACAGAGAAUGAAGCAGAAAAUGGAAGUUUGAUUUUCCCUCAAUUGAGGAUUCUAGAGAUAAAAAGCCUUCCAAAACUGGAAAGGUUCUGCCAUGGGAAUUACAUCGAAUUCCCCCGUCUUUCGCAACUUUUGAUCGAGAGCUGCCCUGUAUUAAAAACGUUCAUCUCAUCAAGCUCUAGUUUGGACACUUGUACACCUCCUCUAUCUGACAUGAAGGUUGUGUUACCAAGCCUAGAGGAGUUGCAAUUAUGCUGGAGGAAUGUUAACAUCAAAUCCCUCACUUCAAUAACAUCUUUUUGUGUCCAGAGAUUGAAGAAAUUGAUCAUUCAAGGCUUUGACAAUUUGGAAUUUUUGUUCUCAUCUUGUGUGGCUAGAGGUCUGGUGAUGCUUGAACAACUUGAAAUAAAGGAAUGCACGAGGAUGAGAGAGAUUAUUGUCAUAGAGAAUGCAGAAGAAAAAGAGAAUUUGAUUUUUCCUCAAUUGAAACACCUAUCGAUAGAAGACCUUCAAAACCUUGUUGCAUUCUACUUAGGAAAUUGUAUUGUUGAAUUCCCAUCCUUGGAGGACUUGGAAGUAUUGAAUUGUCCCGAAUUGAAGGGAUUCACAGUUAAAUAUUCUGAAAGCACAAGUUGCAUAGUUAACAUACAGACACUCUUCAAUGAACAGGUUGCAUUUCUCAACUUGCAAUGGUUGACUAUCACCCACUUGAAAAACUUGGAGAUGAUAUGGCACAGCAAAGUGCGUGCAGAUUCCUUUUGCAAACUGAAAUCAUUAACAGUUAAAAAUUGUGACAAGUUAUUGACUGUUUUUCCUUCUACUGAGGUUGCAUUUCUCAACUUGCAAUGGUUGACUAUCAUCCACUUGAAAAACUUGGAGAUGAUAUGGCACAGCAAAGUGCGUGCAGAUUCCUUUUGCAAACUGGAAUUAUUAACAGUUGAAAAUUGUGACAAGUUGUUGACUGUUUUUCCUUCUACUAAGGUUGCAUUUCUCAACUUGCAAUGGUUGACUAUCACCCACUUGAAAAACUUGGAGAUGAUAUGGCACAGCAAAGUGCGUGCAGAUUUCUUUUGCAAACUGGAAUUAUUAACAGUUGAAAAUUGUGACAAGUUGUUGACUGUUUUUCCUUCUACUGAGGCUGCAUUUCUCAAGUUGGGACGGUUGACUAUCACCCACUUGAAAAACUUGGAGAUGAUAUGGCACAACAAAGUGUGUGCAGAUUCCUUUUGCAAACUGAAAUCAUUAACAGUUAAAAAUUGUGACAAGUUAUUGACUAUUUUUCCUUCUACUGAGGCUGCAUUUCUCAACUUGCAAUGGUUGACUAUCACCCACUUGAAAAACUUGGAGAUGAUAUGGCACAGCAAAGUGCGUGCAGAUUCCUUUUGCAAACUGGAAUCAUUAACAGUUGAAAAUUGUGACAAGUUGUUGACUGUUUUUCCUUCUACUGAGGUUGUGUUACCAAGCCUAGAGGAGCUGCAAUUAUGCUGGAUGAAUGUUAACAUCAAAUGGCUCACUUCAAUAACAACUUUUUGUGUCAAGAAAUUGAAGAAAUUGAUCAUUCAAGGCUUUGAUAAUUUGGAAUUUUUGUUCUCAUCUUGUGUGGCUAGAGGUUUGGUGAUGCUUGAACGACUUGAAAUAAGGGAAUGCAAGAGGAUGAGAGAGAUUAUUGUCACAGAGAAUGCAAAAGAAAAAGAGAAUUUGAUUUUUCCCCAAUUGAACCACCUAUCGAUAGAAGACCUUCAAAACCUUGUUGCGUUCUACUUAGGAAAUUGUAUUGUUGAAUUCCCAUCCGUGGAGGAUUUGAAAGUACUGAAUUGCCCUGAAUUGAAGGGAUUCACAGUUAAAUAUUUUGAAAGCACAAGUUGCAUAGUUGACAUGCAGACACUCUUCAAUGAACAGGCUGCAUUUCCCAACUUGGAAAGGUUGAGUAUCACCCACUUGAAAAACUUGGAGAUGAUAUGGUACAACAAACUAUAUGCAAAUUCCUUUUGCAGACUAAUAUCAUUAAAAGUUGGAAAUUGUGAAAAGUUAUCAACUGUUUUUCCUUGUACUGAUAUAUUGGGAAAAGUCUUAAAAUCCCUAGAGGUGUUAUCUAUAUAUCGGUGUGGCUCACUCGAAGGGAUAUUUGAAAUUGCUGAGUUCAAUGUCAAACAAACACAUGCUGUAAUUGACACCAAGUUCAAAGAAUUGAAUAUUGAAGGCCUACCAAGAUUGAAGCAUGUGUGGAAUAAGGAUUCCCAAGGAACACUCACUUUUCACGACCUGGAAUCAGUCAAGGUAAGCUAUUGUGGGAGUCUCAAAAAUUUGUUUCCAGCUUCAAUAGGCAAAAACCUUUUGCAACUCCAAAAGCUACAUUUAUACUGGUGCGGGGUGGAGGAAAUUGUCACAAUGGGAGAACAAGAAGCUAGAGCAAUUGUUAGCUUUGAAUUUCCUCAAGUAACAAGUCUUAAGCUUGAGGUGCUACCAAGACUCCAAUGUUUCUACCCAAGGAAGCACACGACAAUGUGGAAAAUGUUAAAAAAGUUCUAUUUUUCCCAUUUCAAUCUAGUAAAGGGAGCAGAUGGGCGUGGGCAACUUGACUUCCCUGUACGACUACCACUUUUCUCUACAAAAAAGAUCAUCCCUCAAUUGGAGAAACUAUCAUUAACAAGAGAUGACAUUGCAAUGAUAUGUGAGCAUGAGUCUAAACAAGACAUUCUUUUCAAUGGCAAAGUUCUUCAAAUUCAGGACUAUCUUGAUGAUGAAUUAGAUGUUUUACCUGUUGGAUUCCUAAAAAGGUUCUGCCAUCUAGAAAAUCUCAUUGUGAGCUAUUGUAAUUUUAAAGAGUUGUUCCCUUCAAAAGGAGAAGUUGAAGAACAAGAGAAACACAUUGAGAUUGAGACACUCUCAAGGAUUAAAACAUUAAAUUUGAAGUGCCUUCCAUAUCUCAGGCAUAUAUGGAGCCAUGACUCACCGAGUGUCCUUCAAAAUCUUGAAACUCUUGAUAUAUUCAAAUGUGAUAGUUUGAUUAUAUUAUCAACUUCAAUUUCAUCUUUCCAAAAUCUCACCACUUUGAAUGUAACAAGUUGCAAAGGGAUGAUAAAUCUGGUUUCAGUCUCAACAGCACAAAGUUUGGUGCAGCUAGAAAGUAUAACUGUAGAGAGCUGCCACAUGUUGACUAAAAUAGUUGGAAGUGAAGGAGAUGGAAUGCAAGAUUAUAUCAUGAUCACUUUUGCUAAACUAAGAUUUUUGACACUUCAACAGUUGCCAAGACUAGAAAGCUUUUGUUCAGAAAAUUUCACCUUCAAAUUCCCAUGUUUAGAAGAGGUAACUGUAAAGCAAUGCCCCAAGUUGAAGAUCUUCAGUGAGGGAGAGCUAGAUACACCAUUGCUAUGGAGAGUAAUAAUUAAAGAAGAGGACAAGUACCGUUGGGAAGAUGACCUUAAUACUACCAUACAAAGAAUGUACAUGGAAGAGGUUGGAUUUGCUGGGUUGCAACUUUUGAUGCUAUCAGAUUUUCCUAAGUUCAUGGAAACAUGGUAUAUCAAGAAUCCUCAAGGACUCUUAGAUUUCAGACGGCUUCAAGUGCUGGAAAUUUGUAAUUGCAGCAAAUUCAGGUACCUCUUGACCCAUUCCAUGGCCAUGGGCCUAGUGCAACUCUUGCAGUUAAUAGUAAAAAACUGUGGGACAAUGGAACAAGUGAUAAUGGGAGAAGGAGCAGAAAAUAAAAUGGAAUUCUCACAUCUUUCUUUGAUCAAUCUAGAGUCUUGUUUAGAUUUGACAAGUUUCUAUGUGGGAAGUCAUAGUCUUGAGCUUCCAAGCUUAAAUGAUUUUAUUGUAAAGGACUGCCCAAAGAUGGUCACAUGUGCUGCUUCUACAUCUUCAGAAGAGCACGACAAAGAGGAAUCUCAAUGCCUCUUUAGCAGUAAGGUGGAGACUCCCAACUUGGAGUUUUUGAGUCUGUCUUCAAAUAACAUUCAACAAAUUUUGGACAAUUUGAUUCCAAAAAUCUCUUCUUAUGUCCAAAAUUUAAGAAAGUUGUGUGUGGAGGGUUGUGGUAAUUUGAAAAAUCUAUUGAAGUCCUCCAUGGUUAAGAGUUUUGAGCAAUUGAAUUGGCUUGAGAUUCGGGAUUGUCAUAUGAUCGAAGAGAUAAUACUUGUAGAAGAAUCAGUGGACGAGGAAAGGAUGUGCAAGAUUUUCUUCCCUAACCUGGAGUUCCUACUACUCCAAGACCUUCCAAAACUCAGAAGAUUUUGUUCUGGAAAUUACUUGGAAUUACCAUGCCUUUGGAAACUUAAGAUAAGCAAGUGCCCUGUGCUGAAGACUUUCAUCUCUAACUUUAUUUUUGGAGACAUGAUAGCUAGUUUUGAUAAUGUCAAAAACACUUGUGCACUUUCUCUGUUCGACACAAAGGUGGCAUUCCCCAAAUUAGAGCGUUUGAUCAUUGAACAUGUGAAGAGCUUGAAUAAGAUAUGGAAUGACCAACUCGAAGUAAAUUCUUUUUGCCAACUAACUUUGAUGAGCAUAGUUUCAUGCGAAAAGUUAAUGACUAUUUUCCCAUUUAGUAUGGUGGAAAGGCUUCAGAGACUAGACAAACUCCGAAUAUGGAACUGUGAUUCACUUGAAGAGAUACUUGAGUCUCAAGAACCUAGUAUUAGUCAAUCACAAGCUCAAAAGGCCACUCCGCUACCUUUGUUGGAAACCGUCACAUGCUUGGAGGAUGAUGUGAAGGAUGAGAUUGUCUUUAGCAAACUCAAGUAUUUGCAACUUUGUGGUUUGCCUAGACUUUCAAGCUUUUGCUUUGUUAAAUGCAAGUUUGAGUUCCCAUUUUUGGAAGAGGUGAUUUUGAUGGAUUGUCCAAGUAUGCAAACUUUCUCUAUGGAUGAAAUAAGAACGCCAAAAUUGCAAAAAGUAAAAUUGACUGGAGAUGUAGAUGAAGGCUUUUGGGAUGACAACCUAAACUCGACCAUACAACUACAUUUGACGUGAAAGAGUCGAGGUGAUUCUGAAAAUUGAGAUCAAAGAAAUUGCGGCCUAUGUCCUUUCCAAGUGAAAUUUGAUGUUGUCACAUUGCUUGGUGCUGCUUGGUGCCCAGAAUGUUACCUCACUAACUAAAACCAAUUCCUUUUUUCUACCAAAAAAAAAAAAAAAGAAAUCUUUUCUAUUUCUCGUACUCUUGUGCAACUUGUAUUAUGUAUUAUUAAAUUCAUGCAAAACCUUUAAAUUCAUGUGUUAUUUUAUAGCAUUAAAGAGAGAAUAUCCUU
Messenger RNA from Rubroshorea leprosula, 5584 nucleotides. NCBI's taxonomy places the organism in Eukaryota, Viridiplantae, Streptophyta, Magnoliopsida, Malvales, Dipterocarpaceae. The record is from the annotation of a GenBank genome assembly.